CGCAGCCGGGCCGUCAGGGGGGCGGUGGCGGCCAUUUUGGAGCAGAGCUCGGGGCUGCUCGGCGCGCACGGAGCGACGCGAAGCCGCAGGGCCGCCCGUCCCGCCAUGGCCGCCCCGUUGGGAACCGGCAUCGUCACGGAGCACUGCGGGCACGAGAAACAGGACCCGCAGGACAAUGAAGCCGCCAUCCCGGAGCGGGUUGAGGAGGCGAAACUGAAGGCGAAAUACCCCAACCUGGGCCAGAAACCCGGCGGCUCCGACUUCCUGAUGAAGAGGCUGCAGAAAGGGCAAAAAUACUUUGAUUCCGGUGAUUACAACAUGGCCAAGGCGAAGAUGAAGAACAAACAGCUGCCGACUGCAGGGCCGGAUAAGAACCUGGUGACAGGAGACCACAUCCCAAAGCCUCAGGACCUCCCGCAGAGAAAAUCCUCACUCGUGGCCAGCAAACUGGCAGGGUAGCCCGCAUUCAAGGGCUGUUUUUUGGGUUGUUUUUCUCCUCCCCCCCCCUUUAUUUUCUUUGUUCUUUUGGUUAAUUGGAUUGAACUUCACUGUACCAUAGAGCUGGGAGCACCAGAAUCCACUUAGUUAUAUGAGUAUUUCUAGCAAACACGCAGCACAACAGAGAAGGACAGGAGAUGUCAGUAACCCAGGCCAUGCAGGCAGAGCUGUGCUGGAUUGGGUUGCACAUUUGCCUUUUGCGAGCUGGUUUUGCUGCCUUCACUCUCACGCUGCUCAGAACCAUCCCUGCCUGCAGUCACUGCAGCAAGCAGGGAAGUGAGGAACACUGAGAGGAGUUGCAUGGUGCCAUCGUGGUGUGUUGUCUGUAUGGGAAGAUGCAGAGGGGGAAGUGGCAAAAGCUGAUGCCCGGCCUGCAGUCUGGUUGGGUUGUGUGUGUUGGGGCCCUUAAUCGAGUGGUUGAGUUGGGACUGUGGCUGCAGCAGCUUUGCAGGUAGUUUCCUGCUGUGUUCUCCCUGCCGAGGAUGCCUGCAGUGGUGAAUGGAGCGUGAUGGGAGCCCCACGUGGCCUCACUCGGAGCCUGGAGUCGUGCUUGCAAAGCACAGGGCUGGUGGUGCUGGGAUAGAUGUGAGCUUUGAGAGCAGCAGGGCAGGGUGGAACCCCAGGAGAAAAGAGAAGAUGAUAGAGGCAAAUGUGUGUUGGCAGUCUUAAUGCAUCCCUGGCUUGAGGUUCUUUUGUUUGUUUUUUUUUUCUCUUUCUUUUUCUCGCCUUUUUGUUUCAGGCUCGAAAGGAGCAAACAGAAUGAGGUCAGCGUGGUGGCUGCAGCACAGUGGGGUGCACGCGGUGCCCACGUGGUGCUGCUGAAGCAGCUCCAGGUAUGGGCUGUUCGAUGGGGCCUUGGGUUGAGGUUUGUGCCAGGACAGCACCGAGUCCAAGUCAGGUUUAAACCCAGCUGUGGAGGUGGAGCAGCCCUGUGGCUUUUAGGGAGCUGUAUUGGAUCAGCAGCAAACAAAGGAGGGAGGCAGUGGGUGAUGGAUGCACUGCUUCCCUCACAUCUGAUCCUGGCUGGGUCACAGAGCUUCACUUUGGCAUUGCACUUCAUGCUGCUGUGAGCAGGGAAUGAUGCUGUGCUCGUACAGCUGCUGUCAGGUGGUUUAUCAGUGACCCUGGGCUGUGGCCCCAUGGACUUUGUGGCAGGGAUGGGCCCAGCCCUGCACUGCCCGGCCGUGCAGCCUGCUUGGAUGCUCUGCUGUUGGUCCCAGCUGCAGUUGUAAAUAGAUACGAAUCGUAUAUACAAAUAUAUAUAUAAUUUUUUACA
Molecule: messenger RNA, 1774 nt
Organism: Coturnix japonica (Japanese quail)
Lineage: Eukaryota; Metazoa; Chordata; Aves; Galliformes; Phasianidae
Gene: ENSA
Product: endosulfine alpha
Cellular component (GO): cytoplasm
Molecular function (GO): protein phosphatase inhibitor activity
Source: RefSeq, a predicted model, not a curated record